This is a messenger RNA of Daldinia caldariorum, 925 nucleotides long. RefSeq lists its product as uncharacterized. The record is from RefSeq and is a predicted model, not a curated record. The transcript has a single exon. NCBI's taxonomy places the organism in Eukaryota, Fungi, Ascomycota, Sordariomycetes, Xylariales, Hypoxylaceae. Bases 317 to 793 code for a protein of 158 amino acids.
AGAGUUAGGUACCUAGGUACGUAUCUCCUACGAUACAAUUGGAACAAUUACUUAGGUUGAACCCAUAAUUUUUUGACGUGUAUUUUCUUCGCCUUGUCAUACAAUUUCAACUUCAACCUCGAAUUCGUAGCUUCGAACAACACCGACGCGCGCAAUUAAUAUAUGUUGCAAAGCGAGCGAUAUCUGACAAAUUCAUACUUUGGAUGGCCUUUCGAAUUGCCUGCUUCUACCUAUCUACCGUCUUCGCGUCCCUGAACACAAUGAUCAUCUGAACAAGGGCUAUCUCCGAUUCCCAACUCCCUCUCUACUUUCCACCAUGGCUGUGAUAGCCCAAUUCCUUACCGGUGUCCGCGAUAUCCUUAAACGUCUCGACGGAGAAGCAUUACGAGAUUGGCUAAAGGUCGAACCGCCUUUACCGCAGGAGUAUUACAACCUUGCAUUAGAACUGAAGAGUUCAUAUCAAGAUGAUGGUGCGCUUGAAAAGCUCAUCGAAAAAAGCCUCCCUGAAGAAGAUGACGUCCCAGAAGGCCAGGGAACAACAUGGCCCGGCUUUAUAUCUUUUAUAAAAGACUACUUCCUGUACUGGAGAGACGUGGAAUUCGAUGACCUUCUAGGCGCCCACCAAUUGCUCACAGCCUUGACCAAGUAUGUUAACUCGACAGUUCUGAUAUUACAUCGAGCCCGACUAAACCGAAUAGUUCAUGCGCCACGGCGCUUAACAAUCCCACGUAUGGAACAAUCAUGUUGCAGUCGAGCAUAUCGCUUUGCGCUUCUCUAUCAACCUUGUCGAUGACUUUAAAUAAACGCCCUGAUCUUAUGAGGAAGUUGGCUGCAAUCCAUGCCGGUGACGAGGAACGGAAAUCGGUUAUCGAAAUCACAGCAGAAAUCAUGCAGAAGUUUUUCACUACAUGUCUCACCGACAGGU